ACACAACAAUAUGGCUGUCGAGGAUUUUUCAAAGGGUUGAUUGCAUAUCCCAGUGCGCGAAUUUACGCUGUGGCUGACAGUUGUUAACUUUAUCCUAUUUUAAGUUAUGUCAACAGAUCUGCUAUGAAUAUUGAUUUGAAUUGUUAAUCAACUGGUGUUAAUUAUACUGAGAAAAAUGGAGGUUCCAGAUGAAACAACCCUAUCAACAUCAUACGUUUUCCGCGGAAUAGAAUAUAUAAUCACCAUAAUUAUACAGGGAGGAAACUCGUUAACAGUUGAAGUUGAAGAUCGACUUACAGCAGAUCAAUGGAGAGCGCAGUUUGAUUCUGCAUAUAUUGAGGAUCUCACCCACAAGACUGGAAACUUUAAACAAUUCCAUAUAUUCACCAGUAUGCUGGAAUCUGCUAUCACUCAGAGCAGUGACAGUGUCUCAUUGGACUUGCUCACAUUUGCUGAUUUAGAGUCUCUCCGCCAGAGAAAAGUGGGAUCCACCGCAAAGACAAGCAUUCCUGCCAACAGAACUGUAUCAUUAAAUUCAAAGAGAUACCUCAUUCUGACAUACACAGUGGAGUUUGACAGGAUUCACUAUCCACUACCUCUUCCAUACAUGGGAAAACCAGAUCCCAGGGCAUUACAGGAAACAAUCCGACAACUGAGGGAAGAACUAAAGAGCCUUAGACAUCAGGGAGGUUCUGAUUUUAGAAGUAAAGAAGUAGAAAAACUACAAAAAGAGAACAAAGCAUUACUGAAAGAGAAGGAGGAAAUCGAGGAGGAAUUUCUCAGGUAUAGACGAGAAAUGAAGAACACACCCACAGGGAAUGCUGUCAAGGAAAUAAGGAUGUUGAAAUCGGUGACAAAGAACCUGGAGGAGGAAUUAAUGAAGGAGAAAACUCGGCAUCAGAGGUCAACCAGCAAGAGGAGUCAGGAAUACAGGGACCUCCUGGAGGAGGUUGAAGAAUUAAGAGCAUCAGAGAGAAAUCUUCGAGUCCGAGUCAAAAGUCUCACCAAUGAGUUAGCAGUAUACAAAAGGGACAGAGUCAGGACCUCUAGACCACAAACAAGAGAACGAUUCAACAAUUCCAGAGAGAGGUCAGGGUCAUUCUCCAGGGAACGUUCACUAUCAAGAGACAGAUCGUGGUCUAGUGACCGAUUCUCAACUCGAGAUAGAUCUCUGUCCAGAGAGAGACACUUGUCUAGAGAAAGACCGUCCUCAGCCAAUAACAACAGUCGGUUCAGUAACAGAUCCUCUUCUUCCUAUUCAAAUCGCAACAACUACAAACCCCGAAGUAGGACACCUUCCCCAGCAGGAGCAAGAAAUCCCCGAUUUGAUCCAACAGCUUACAUUAAAGAUAAAGAAAGAAAGAAAAAAGAAGCAUCCAUGAAAAAACAGAGAAAUGUCAGAUCUAAGAUGAACACCUCCAACAGAUCAAAGCCCUCUCCACAACAUAUAUCACGGCCUCUGCGAAACAGAUCAAGAACCUCAUCAUUUGGCAGUGCUGGAGAACUGAGUGAUGGAGGUUUCUCAGACUCCUCCUACUCCAGACUCCGAGUCCUCAACAGAAACUCACAGAGAAAUCACCACAGGAACUCCUCAGUAGAAUCCUCUAAAGGCUCAUAUCUCUCUAGUCCAGACAUUCCUCAGAAAACUCGCAGUAGAACUGGCUCAGGAAGACAGAACAAAGUUCCUGUGUCCAGUACUCCAGAUAAUGAGGUCAGAACACGACGAAAACGACCACAGCACAAAGAAAACAUUCCCUUAAGUGGAGAUGACAGUGAUUCAUUUGAUCGUUCAGCAGAAAUUUCAGAAAUAGAUGCCAGGUUAGCGAGACUUCAACAGAUGAUGAAGAACAGUAUAGAAUGAUGUCACAAAACCUUGUGUAGUUACUAGGUCAGCAAAAAACUAGGUCAACAAAAAACUAGGUCACUGCUCAGCCUCUGACAUUCCCCUCCAUUCAGAGAGUAUUCAUAGAUCCAUAAAGAAUUGCAGAAAUACUGGAUGUUUUUCUUUUCCAUGUCAUAUUUCACAUACAGGAGAUCUGAACUGAAGUUAUUUAGUGCAGAAUGAAAAGUCAUUCAGUCAAACUGAGAAAUUUAGAGCAUUUGACUCUGAAAAAACUUUGAUGGGAGAUAGAAAUGGUAGUGAAAU
Messenger RNA from Saccostrea cuccullata (small rock oyster), 2146 nucleotides. RefSeq names its product centrosomal protein CCDC61-like. Gene Ontology annotation, cellular component: centrosome. The record is from RefSeq and is a predicted model, not a curated record. Bases 176 to 1861 code for a protein of 561 amino acids. Lineage: Eukaryota; Metazoa; Mollusca; Bivalvia; Ostreida; Ostreidae. The transcript has 16 exons.